Messenger RNA from Linum trigynum, 2278 nucleotides. Lineage: Eukaryota; Viridiplantae; Streptophyta; Magnoliopsida; Malpighiales; Linaceae. The record is from the annotation of a GenBank genome assembly.
GUAAAAAACGGUGUCGUUUGGAGUCGAACGGCAUCGCGGAGAGUUAAAAUGAUACCGCGAAACAAAAAAAUGGUACCGCAAGGAAGCUCAGCGGUACCGCGGCACUGGAAACAACACUGUUUACCGGAAAAUAAGAUGUGGGCCGCACAUUUAGUAGUGGUGUUGGAGAAGGAGUUUUUUAAUUAAUUAUUAUUUUUAUUCCUUGUCGGAAGGAGAGAUGUGAUACCGCAUGGAGACAAGCGGCAUCGCAGAGAAAUAAAACGGUGCCGCAAACCUCAAAGCUCAACGACAUCGCAAGACUGGGAAACGAUGUUGUUUGGCUAAAAACGCCACCGCGAGUAAACUAAACGGUACUGCGGAUUGAAAAACGAUAUCGCGAGAGGCCUUGAAAAGCAGUGCCGAUUAAUUAAAAACCACAUCGAGUAAGUGAUUGGCCCAAAAAUCCGCCCAACCCAAACGUGCAAAAUCGCGGCAAUUUAACGUUGGUAUUUCUUUUUAUUAUGUUAGGCGGUGUGGUUUAAUUCAAAACGGCACCGCGAGUAGGCCUAACGGUGCCGUUAUACUAGCAAACGACAAUAAAUGGUGUCGCGGAGGAAAAAACAAACAGAGCUGAUUGGGGAAGAAAACGACACCGCAAGGCUGGAAGCAGAGUCGUUUAAUAUUAAAACGAUGUCGCGGGUAUAAUAAAGCUGUGUUGUUUAGCUAAAAAGGGCAGCGUUUAAGGCAUCAACAUCGCCGCAAUAUUACUAAGCGAUACCGUUUAGUUAGAAACCAUACCGCAACGGGUUGGAUUUUGGCGAGGCCCGACAAGCCAAACGGCACCGCAAGACGAGAAAACGGUACCGUAUGGUAGAGAACAAUGCCGCGAGAGAUAUCAACAGCACCACGACACUAAGUAAACGACAGUGUUAAGUUAAAAACAGUGUUGCAAGAAUAUACUAGUUCCGCUAAGUAAACAAACGACGUUGUUUAGCUCAAAACAGCGUUGCGAAUCCCACAUCGAGGAGUUAGGUCCAACGUUCAGAGACUCAAGAACACCACAGAAUCAAGCUUAUUCAUGCCGCGAGACCGCAAGCUCAACAAGAUCGCGGACCAAAUGUUGCUGCAAGUGCGGCCUGGUAAGCGACAACAUUGUUCUCUUUAACCUAGAUUGAUUAAAGUCGGGCCAUGUUUGAACAUGGUUGAUUAUGGAGCCAGUUGUUAGUGAAGCAAAGCAGUGAGUUCAAUGAUGUCAAGAAGUGGCAUUGUUUCAAUUUGAUGACAAGCAGGCUAGUGAUCAAGCAUUGUCGAAUUCAUAUCUAGGUAAUGUCGUGAUUCGGACAAGGGCGCAACAUCACUUGUGUCGUUAUGUAUUUGACAAUGCCGCAAAUCCAACGAUUCUGCUUGGAUGAGAAACGAUGUUGUUUAGUGGAGAACAACGUUGCCAGGGUUGAGAUCGCUGGGAUUUUUACUCCUCACAACGACGACGUUUCCGAGAAAGGAGGCUCUCAUGCUCAAAUUUUUGAAGUGAAGCGGCGUUAUUCUACUACGCCGCCGUUUUAUGAACAAGGUGACAGCUUUGUGGUUUUGGAGGUGAGAUGGAUUAUCGAACCAUGGUGGAUAGCCACAAAUUUGGCACAGCGUUGGUUUGCAAAGUCUCUUCAGAGCGGUUUCGCACUCAUGGAAGUUAUGCAACAAGGGAGAAGUUACCAGCACGGUUGACAAGAAUGAAGAACGUGGGAGACAAAGGCGCGAAGGCAGUUACUACAACUACGGGGAGAAGAGCGGCGUAUAAAGAUCAAGAAGAGAGAGAAGCUCGAGAUGGCAAAAUCAAACCUCAAACUGCACCGUCGCAGAAUUAUCAUUUUUUUCUCUCUAGUUUCGUAGAACCGCUCUGUCAAAGAACUCCUUUGCAGAGUCGUAGAUCGUAGCUUGUAGUCGUAGUCGCGGAGCUCUCCAGAGGAACCUCCAUAGGAGUAGAGGUAACGUAACUUAGAACACUCCCGAUUUGGUUUCUCGUUUCUCGUUGAAGACCCUCGUUCGAACAUAGUUUGGAGAGGUGGUGAACCGAGUAACGGUUGUCUUGGUUAGAAGUCAAAGGUGCAUCGAUCAAAUCAACAUCGCCGACGCCGGUGGUGGAUAUUUGACGGUCGUCUUGAUUUCUGUAUAAUCGAUCAAAUCAACGUCGCCGACAUUCGACGGCGGAUAUUUGAAUAUUGUGUUGACGUUGUGUUUGUGUUUACUUGAAAAUAGUACGCAUUAAACAUGCGAGUUUCGCCAACAAAACAUUGUUAUAUCA